Molecule: messenger RNA, 837 nt
Organism: Penicillium subrubescens
Lineage: Eukaryota; Fungi; Ascomycota; Eurotiomycetes; Eurotiales; Aspergillaceae
Product: bZIP transcription factor
Exons: 1
Coding region: 1-837 (278 amino acids)
Biological process (GO): positive regulation of cellular response to amino acid starvation
Cellular component (GO): transcription regulator complex
Molecular function (GO): DNA-binding transcription factor activity, RNA polymerase II-specific; RNA polymerase II cis-regulatory region sequence-specific DNA binding
Source: RefSeq, a predicted model, not a curated record
AUGCCUACCCAAACGAGAUCUUCUCGAUCAUCUUUCGAAAACAGUCCCAAUCAGAUGCUAUCCGACUGGGAUUCUUCAGCAGAGACCACCGCACCAAGUGGAGCUCUCACACCACCCACUGGUUUCGCUUCAACAUGGACCGACUUCAUGCCUCCAACUAGUUCUCAUAGCAAUAUUCUAGCACCCGAUAUGUCACAAAGAUCACUAUCUUCCGAUAUCCUAUCCAUGGAUCCGACAUUAUUGGAGAGGAUUGCGUUCAGCCUUGAACAAUUCCCACCAGAGCCGAAUCCUACAAGAAUCGGCUUUUCUAUGGCCGAUUUCACAUCAAACAAUACUCACACGAAUACUCUACAUACACCGUCUGCUGUCCCGAUGGCAAUUUCAAAUGGUCAGAGCCGGUUUGAUAUCAGCCAUGAGCCCAUUUCAUCGCUCGAGACAAGCGCAUAUUAUCCGUCUUUAUUGCCCAUUACGGAUCAGCUACUGGACGUUCGCCGGCCUCAGCAGUUUACUCCUUCCCCAGACUAUGUGACAGCUUUUGGUUUACCCGAACCUCAAUAUCUGAGACCGGUGCCGCAGAAGAAAACACCAACUGAAGAAUCGGCUAGGAGUGUCUCGCCUUCCUCUCAAGACUCAGAUGGGGACCAUCUUCAGGAAAAGCGACGGCGAAACAAAUUGGCUGCUCGGAGAUUACGACAGAAGAAGAUAAAUCAAAUGUCUGAUCUUGAAGCAAGACUGGAAGAAAUGACAAAAGAAAGAGAUGAUUUACGAUUGAAAGCUGCCAAAUGGGAGGGAGAAGUCAUGGUAUUGAGACAAUUGCUUAAGGAGACCGUCAAAUGA